Messenger RNA from Lycium ferocissimum, 1896 nucleotides. RefSeq lists its product as uncharacterized. Bases 185 to 1792 code for a protein of 535 amino acids. The record is from RefSeq and is a predicted model, not a curated record. The transcript has a single exon. Lineage: Eukaryota; Viridiplantae; Streptophyta; Magnoliopsida; Solanales; Solanaceae.
UUACACAAGUCCUUAACCUAUAACCACGAAUUCUUUCGGACAAAAUUACCUCCAUGUUGGCCACCCUAUUAUCACUCGUUCACUUUAUAAAUUCUUUCACUUAGGUUCUUCACUUUAUAUACUCUUCCAUAGUUCCAUUCACUUUAAACUUCCAAAAGCAAAGAGACAACAAAAUCAAAAAAAUAUGGAUAUUUGGUCUUGGAUAUGUGAUCUUCUUGACUCUGAAAUCUGGAGUACUGGGAAUGACUCAUCUCUCAUUUAUAAUCUUGCUACUUCCCUAGGCAAUUCAAACCAAUCAAUUCAAUUCAAAGCUGAGAAAACACUUGAGCCAAACUCAGAGAGUAAUUCUUCAUUGGUCUUCUCUGUAUGCUUGGUAGGUUUUCAUGACACCUCUCAAGAAGAGGUGACUAUCUGGGUUUCUGACACGUGUCCCCUUUCCUCGGACAAACCAUUCUUGCCACUUGUUCUACAACUCCUUCAAGAAAUCAUCUCACGUUCACCCACGGCGCAUGACAGCUGCACAUGUCCACGUUCGCAGCUCCACAAGCUCCAACCCGACCCGGUUUCUUGGAUCCUAGACUCACACUCACCAGAAUCAUUCUCAAAUUUCUUCAAUCUCAUCUUCCUCACUCGCCUUUUCUGGAUGUUUGCGUUCGACGCGCCGGCAGCAGUGGGGUCUCUUUACUUCCACUCCCUGCUAGCUCCAAACCUUGAAGCCUUUUCGUGCAAGCACGCCCCAGUUCUGCGAACCUUCUUUAUUUCAGUAGGAACUGACGUGGAACUCUGUUUCAUGCGCACCUUUGGGUACAUGUUAGCAAAAUGGUUGAUUUUAAGGGAAGUUGGCGGCGUAGGAUUAAAGUCGUUAAUGCCGUUAGCAUCUCAUUACCUUGGAUUCUCCUAUGCCACAGAGGCUCAUGGGUUAUGGAUGUUAAAAGGUUACGCGCCAAUUAAGGCAAUGAAACCCACGCGCAUGAACGGUGACAAAAUUCAAUUUCCUAUAAUUGAAUCUAAAGAUAUUGCACUAAAAUAUACACUGGCCCAUCAGCAACUUGAGGCUGUGAUCCAAUUUGAAUAUACGGUUGGAUUCUAUGAUGGGUUUAUCCAGGUAAGGGCCCGUUUGGAUAACAUACGUCUUGGUGUUGCAAGAUUGGGCUUUAACAAGAAUGAGGAAGAGGAGGAUUCUUAUUUGCAAGAGAAGCAUUUUCCAUCUAGGAUUCGAGUUUGGGUUGGGCCAGAAGUAGGUGCUAAUUAUGUGGGCGGGUUAAGUUUGGGCCGGUCCACUAACAACGUCGAACGUGAAUUCGAAAUGCAAAGAGUCGUAAAGGGCAAUUUUGGGAAUUCAAAACAAACCGAGGUUAAGACAAGGGCGAAAAUGGCAACAAAAUCAAAGAUGAAAAAUUGGAGGUGGGACCAAGAAGCUGAAGGGAAUGCAGCCGUAUAUGAAGCUAUCUUAUACGACCACGUGUCUGGUUGUGAAAUUUCCACGUGGAAGCCUAGUAAUGGCGAUGAUAGGAAUAAUCAACUGAUGAACAAUUUUCGAGGAAGAUAUUUUGGAGGGAAUAGGGCAUUUACUAAGAAGGGUGGUUUGGUCUUUGCAGGGGAGGAAUGUGGUGAAGAAGUAGGAUGGAGAUUGAGUAAAGAAAUGGAAGGAAGUGUGUUGAAGUGGAGAGUAGGGGGUCAAGUAUGGUUAAGUUAUUGGCCAAAUAAUGUGAAAAGUUCAUACUAUGAGACAAGGCUUGUGGAGUGGUGUGAUGAGGUAGAUUUGCCUUUGAUUCCUGCAAAAAUAUUUUAGGAAUAUAAAUGGCUAAAUAACUCUUUUAUGUAAUAAUAGUAUUGUGUAAGCUUGUGUACAUAUAUAUGUUUAUAUGGGAAAUAAAAACUAUCAUGUUUGAUUAA